Messenger RNA from Gorilla gorilla gorilla (western lowland gorilla), 2736 nucleotides. It is a transcript of the gene PIR, whose product is annotated as pirin. The record is from RefSeq and is a predicted model, not a curated record. The transcript has 10 exons. Gene Ontology annotation, cellular component: nucleus. NCBI's taxonomy places the organism in Eukaryota, Metazoa, Chordata, Mammalia, Primates, Hominidae. Gene Ontology annotation, molecular function: quercetin 2,3-dioxygenase activity. Gene Ontology annotation, biological process: monocyte differentiation. Bases 1659 to 2531 code for a protein of 290 amino acids.
CUCCCGCCUCCUCUAGGCCGCCGGCCGCGAAGCGCUGAGUCACGGUGAGGCGACUGGACCCACACUCUCCUAACCUGCCCUCCCCGCACUCGCUCCCGGCGGCUCUUCGCGUCACCCCCGCCGCUAAGGCUCCAGGUGCCGCUACCGCAGCGUGAGUACCUGGGGCCCCUGCAGGGGUCCACUAGGUGAGGGAAUGCUGGCGGUCAGUUUGCAAAAUCCUGCCUUCCCCAACUCACUUUAGACUCCUAGGGGAGAUAACAAGAGAUACUUAAAUUGUACUACGAAAUUUGGUGAAAAUGGUAGACGGCUUUUCUUUCUGCAAAGCACUGAGAUCUAAGUACCUCAUCAGUUGUUCACAUGCAUACAAUUUAGUCGUAGGAGUCUGGAAGGACCCAGACAUAAUCUAGAUGGGGAUAAAGAUGCUUUCUGGUUGCUUCGAUGUAGGUGAUGACCGGCCUGUACUGCUUUGAGUAUUAAGCUCGUUUCUGCGCCUUGCAACCCAUCACCCAAUAAAUAUUUAUUGAUUACUAUUCAGGGAGGAUACAUUUUAGGGUAGGCCUUGACUAAGUGGAGGGUAUUGUGGAGUAGAGCCCUUCUGAAUAACAGCAGCUAACAUUCUCAUAGCACUAACUGCACCCCUUUGAGGUAGGCGGUCUUAUCAUUCCAUUUUACAGAUAAAACUGAGCCACAGAGAACCUCAGGUCACACAGCUGAUAUGUGGUGAAGCUGAGAUGCAAACCUAGGCUGUCUGGUUCCAGAGUCUGCUUUUUGCCAAAGCACCUCUCUUCGUUUCAGUAGGAAUCUUUGAAGGAAUUGGGUAUAUUUCACUUGAAGAAAAGAUUUAAGGGAUUGGGGGUACUGUCUGCAAACACUUGAAGUGGAAAAGGGAUAGAUUAUAUUCCUUCUGGGAUAGUCCAUUAGAACCUAGACCUCCCAAAGAGGAAAAGACUUUCGAAUAACAAACUCUGGCUAUAGGUAAGUCCUGAAAUAUGAGAUACAUUGCCAAGAACAACUGGUCCAUGACUUGCCUAUGCUCUAGGAGACUUCAUGAGUAAGCUGAAAGAUUUCUUGCCCAAAAUGUUGGCCCUGAACUUCAGGAAUAGAUGGGUCUUUGAAUUCAAUGACCCUCGAAGAUCUCUUUUAAUGCCAAGAUCUUCAGCAUGUUCUGGUAACAGUUAGGGACCUCUUUGUUUUUCUCCAUUUUCUCUAAGGCGCCACACAAACCUGCCCCCAUCUGUCAGCCUCAUUGGUAGCAACUACCUCAUGGGUGCUACCAGUGAGGCUGACAGAUGAGUGGCACUGGGGAAGGGGUGGAAGAUCGAGAGAAUUCAGUGAAGUAAGAAAGACAAAGUGUUCAUUGGAGAUUUUUAGUAAGUGGGCAACAGAGCUGCUAAAGUCAUGCUUCACUUAACGAUGGGGAUAUGUUCGGAAAAAUGCAUUGUUAGGUGAUUUUGUCGUUGUGCAAGCAUCUUAGAGUACACUUAGACAAACCUAGCUGGUAUAACCUAGGUGUGUAGUAGGAUAUAUGGUAUAGCCUAUUGUUCCUAGGCUACAAACCCAUACAGCAUGUUCCUGUACUGAAUACUGAGGCAACUGCAACACCGUGCCCUCCAUCCUCUACAGCUCGGCAUCAGAACACUCUCUUUUUAGACUCCGAUAUGGGGUCGUCCAAGAAAGUUACUCUCUCAGUGCUCAGCCGGGAGCAGUCGGAAGGGGUUGGAGCGAGGGUCCGGAGAAGCAUUGGCCGACCUGAGUUAAAAAAUCUGGAUCCGUUUUUACUGUUUGAUGAAUUUAAAGGAGGUAGACCAGGAGGAUUUCCUGAUCAUCCACAUCGAGGUUUUGAAACAGUAUCCUACCUCCUGGAAGGGGGCAGCAUGGCCCAUGAAGACUUCUGUGGACACACUGGUAAAAUGAACCCAGGAGAUUUGCAGUGGAUGACUGCGGGCCGGGGCAUUCUGCACGCCGAGAUGCCUUGCUCAGAGGAGCCAGCCCAUGGCCUACAACUGUGGGUUAAUUUGAGGAGCUCAGAGAAGAUGGUGGAGCCUCAGUACCAGGAACUGAAAAGUGAAGAAAUCCCUAAACCCAGUAAGGAUGGUGUGACAGUUGCUGUCAUUUCUGGAGAAGCCCUGGGAAUAAAGUCCAAGGUUUACACUCGCACACCAACCUUAUAUUUGGACUUCAAAUUGGACCCAGGAGCCAAACAUUCCCAACCUAUCCCUAAAGGGUGGACAAGCUUCAUUUACACGAUAUCUGGAGAUGUGUAUAUUGGGCCCGAUGAUGCACAACAAAAAAUAGAACCUCAUCACACAGCAGUGCUUGGAGAAGGUGACAGUGUCCAGGUGGAGAACAAGGAUCCCAAGAGAAGCCACUUUGUCUUAAUUGCUGGGGAGCCAUUAAGAGAACCAGUUGUCCAACAUGGUCCAUUUGUGAUGAACACCAAUGAAGAGAUUUCUCAAGCUAUUCUUGAUUUCAGAAAUGCAAAAAAUGGGUUUGAAAGGGCCAAAACCUGGAAAUCAAAGAUUGGAAACUAGUGGAAAGCAGAAGAGCAGGUCUCGAUGUGUCCUAGAAUUUUGCCAUUUCUGAGAUUGAGCCAUUGAAGGCAUUCCAUUUCUAAAGCUUAUUUAGCCGGUGCUUCUAAAGAAUUCCACACUAAAGUGAUAACAUGGUUUUUGUAACAAUAAAUGUAGGAUAUUUCCUGGCACAUGCAAAUAAACCUAAUCAUUGUUUCUUUAAAAA